GGAACAAUGAAUCAUUCCCAGGACACCGGCCCUCGAGGCAUGCCUGAAGACAGAAAACUUUAUAUUGUGGAUUCCAUAAAUGACUUAAACAAACUAAACCUCUGUCCUGCCGGAUCACAGCACCUUUUCCCGCUCCAGGAGAAAAUCCCAGACGUUGGCACUAACUCAGGAAAUGGAAGUCAUAGUCUAUUUUUUAUGGGGCUGAUAAUGGUGCUGAUUGUCAGCCUGGCCCUGGUUUCCUUUGUGAUUUUUCUAAUAGUUCAAACUGGAAACAAGAUGGAUGAUGUGUCAAGAAGACUAACAGCUGAGGGAAAGGACAUAGACGAUCUUAAGAAAAUCAACAGCCUGAUUGUAAAGCGACUCAAUCAACUGGACGCUGAACAAAACUAA
This is a messenger RNA of Neomonachus schauinslandi (Hawaiian monk seal), 390 nucleotides long. It is a transcript of the gene LSMEM1, whose product is annotated as leucine rich single-pass membrane protein 1. NCBI's taxonomy places the organism in Eukaryota, Metazoa, Chordata, Mammalia, Carnivora, Phocidae. The coding region runs from base 7 to 390 and encodes 127 amino acids. The record is from RefSeq and is a predicted model, not a curated record. The transcript has 3 exons.